UGUUAUUCUCUGUUUCAAAUAUUCGUAAGAAAGUUUGUAUUAGGGUGAAGCUUCUUUUGCCACUUAGAUUAUUUGUUCUAUUUUCGAAUUAAGAAAUAGAAAAGUGAAAUUUUCUUGUAAAAUGGUUGGAAAAUUUUGCUCUGUACAUGCUUGUUACAACAAAUCUAUUCGAAAGGUUUCUAUGCACCACUUUCCGAAGGAUCCAGAAACAUGUGAAAAAUGGGUCGAAUUUUGCAAAGAAGACGCUCUCAAUGAUGUGUUGGUACUUCAAGGUCCACAAGUACUGCAUAGCUCUGCAUACCUCGUAUGUUCGGACCACUUUCUGGAAAGCUGUUUCUACAAUCCAAACAACACUUCUCAAGGAUUGAGGAAAGGAUCAAUUCCAUCUAUUUUACCCGGGCAUGCUCGACCAGUAAGCACGAGUCAACAAUCACAAGUAUUACCAAAUGAACCGAUACCCAAUUCAAACGCGAAAGUUGCAUGCAAGCUGCCCUGUCCCAGCUGUGAGGAGAUAGAACAAUUCAAGUCUAAAUUUUUUGAAGAGAGAUUUCGAGCUGCUGAGCUGGUCAAAGAAUACAAUGCAGUGCAAGAAAAAAUAAAAAGUUUGCGUGCACCAUAUAGGGAUCGUCACCGUGCAAUUGCAAGGAUAAAAAGCAGUACAACGAAAUUAAAAAAUAAAAUAAGACGGUUAGCUGCUCAGAACGGUAUACAGAUAAGUUUAAGCUCAGAAGAUUCUGAUGACGGAACCAACCCCAGUUGAAACGAGAGUUCAAUACAUGUUACUAUUAUUA
Topomyia yanbarensis is the source of this 791-nucleotide messenger RNA. RefSeq lists its product as uncharacterized. The coding region runs from base 122 to 760 and encodes 212 amino acids. Lineage: Eukaryota; Metazoa; Arthropoda; Insecta; Diptera; Culicidae. The record is from RefSeq and is a predicted model, not a curated record. Gene Ontology annotation, molecular function: sequence-specific DNA binding. The transcript has 3 exons.